AUGGCGUUUAAGAGCACGGAUAAAGAGUCUGCCACUAGCCAUGACCAUGGUGUCCUAGAUGCGCUUGGACUGAAAGUGGCCGAGGGUCAUCAGGAUGUCCAAGAAGGAUUGAUGGCCGAUAAUGCUGAUAACCUCCAGCGUCAUCUUGCCAAUCGUCAGAUUCAGCUAAUUGCAAUUGGUGGUUCCAUUGGAACUGCCUUGUUCGUGAGUAUCGGAACCGGUUUGUACCAUGGUGGUCCGGGUAGUUUGUUCAUUGCCUUUACGGUGCAAUGUAUCUUCCUGGCUAUGGUCAACAAUUGCCUCGCUGAAAUGACUACCGCUUUCCCCGUGAGUGGUGGAUUUAUUCGACUUGCGGGAAAAUGGGUAGAUGAUGCGCUUGGUUUUAUGGUUGGAUGGAACUUCUUCUUUUAUGAGGCUCUAUUGAUCCCAUUUGAGAUCUCUGCUUUUACUCUGGUCCUCUCAUUUUGGUCUGAAAAAAUAUCCGAACCUGGUCCCGUUGCUGGAAUCUGUGCGGCGAUUGUUUUGUGUUACGCAUUCCUCAACAUCCUGGCUGUCAAAGCUUAUGGAGAAGCUGAAUUUUGGCUUUCCGGUGGCAAGGUUGUUUUGAUCUUUGCGUUGUUCUUCUUCACAUUCAUCACAAUGGUAGGAGGCAACCCGCAACAUGAUGCGUACGGCUUCCGAUACUGGAACAACCCAGGUGCCUUCAUGGAGUACCUGGAUACCGGCAGUCUUGGUCGAUUCGAAGGUUUCCUAGGUUCCUUGUGGUCUGCUGCUUUCGCCGUUGUUGGUCCCGAGUACAUCUCAAUGGUCGCAGCCGAAGCCAAGCGACCCCGGAUUUAUAUCAAGGCCGCCUUUCAGACUGUCUAUGUUCGAUUCGGUCUCUUCUUCAUGGGUGGUGCCCUGGCCGUGGGUAUUGUGUGCUCUUGCAGAGACGAAACCUUGUACAACGUCGUUGCAGGAAAUACCUCCGGUUCAUCCGCAGCUGCUUCGCCGUAUGUCAUUGGCAUGAGGAAUAUGGGAAUUACCAUCUUCCCUUCCAUUAUCAACGCUCUUUUGCUAACGUCGAUUUUCUCGGCUGGUAACACCUACACGUACUGCGCGAUCCGAACCCUGUACAGUUUGGCUCUCGAGGGUCGGGCUCCCAGAUUCCUUACGUACACAAGCAGAAAGGGUGUUCCAAUCUAUUGCUUCAUCGUUGUGAUGAUUUUCCCAAUGCUGUCUUUCUUGCAAUGUGGAAGCGGCUCUUCAGUUGUGAUCACCUGGUUUGCUGAUCUAGUUACAGCUGGAGGUCUGAUCAACUACAUCACUAUCUGCAUCACAUUUAUCUUCUACCACCGCGCCUGCAAAGUGCAAGGUGUGGACCGUCGACAAUUCUCCUACUUCGGACGAUUCCAACCAUACUGUGCCUACUUGGCUCUUGUCUGGAUGUUCCUCGUGACCCUCUUCUACGGCUAUCCCGCAUUCAAGCCAUGGUCUGUAUCGACAUUCUGGUCCGACUACACUAUGCAGAUCGUGAUCCCAUGUCUUUUCGUUCUCUGGAAACUUUUCAAGCGCACCAAACUUGUUAAGUCCCACGAAGCUGAUCUGGUGUGGGAACGACCCUUGAUCGAUGCGUACGAGGCUAGCUUCAUUGACCCUCCUGUUGGUUUCUGGCGAGAGGUGGGUCAAAUGUUUGGACUCAAACGCAUUAAAGGUGGUAACGAUAAACGCCGUCACUCUGCUAUCCAACAUUCUAGUGGAACUGAAGGGACUGAGGAGGGAGCUAUGGCUUAG
This is a messenger RNA of Penicillium malachiteum, 1773 nucleotides long. RefSeq lists its product as uncharacterized. The transcript is spliced from 6 exons. Lineage: Eukaryota; Fungi; Ascomycota; Eurotiomycetes; Eurotiales; Aspergillaceae. Gene Ontology annotation, cellular component: membrane. The record is from RefSeq and is a predicted model, not a curated record. Gene Ontology annotation, biological process: amino acid transmembrane transport. Gene Ontology annotation, molecular function: amino acid transmembrane transporter activity. The coding region runs from base 1 to 1773 and encodes 590 amino acids.